Phyllostomus discolor (pale spear-nosed bat) is the source of this 5777-nucleotide messenger RNA. RefSeq names its product KIAA0586 ortholog. Lineage: Eukaryota; Metazoa; Chordata; Mammalia; Chiroptera; Phyllostomidae. Gene Ontology annotation, cellular component: centriole; ciliary basal body. The transcript is spliced from 31 exons. Gene Ontology annotation, biological process: smoothened signaling pathway. The record is from RefSeq and is a predicted model, not a curated record. Bases 607 to 5283 code for a protein of 1558 amino acids.
UAAAAGGAAGUGGGUGUUGACCCGCGGGCAACUGAAGCUGUUGUUUGAAAGCUGUGCGGUAUUCGGGAGUUCUGGAGACUUGGAGGGGUGAAUUCAUGAGUUCGGCGGUUGCAACUGGGGGUUUGUGUGAGACUCAUUUCCAGAAGAAAGCUAUUAAGCUUCUUACGUGGGUGAUGUUUUUUAAAAAAUAGCAAUUGGGUUUUACCCGCUUGGCUCCCUUUUCUCAACAAAUCUUAACUCCGCCCCCACAUCUGUUUGGUUUUGCCUUGCCGACAGCUCUCGGGUUGGGGAAUGUACUGUUACCGUUAUUGUUGCUCAUGCAGCCGUUCUCUUGAUAUCCUCGUUUUCAGAUUGAUUGGCAUGGUGCAUUAGUAGACUGAGUGGGAUUAAUGGGUAAAAAUGGUGCUCUAGUCUCUAUGCUGGAUUAAAUACCGAAAUUAAAAUGUCUAGUUUUGCGAAUAUUCUGUUUAGACGUUGUCUUUUUAAAAGUUGAUGACUGCAUAUUUCAAAAUUACUUGAAAUUCAAGUUUUCUCUAUCACACCCCCUCCCCCGCCUUGCUUCUUAUCCCACCUCCUCCCCAGUCCUUAAAGCUGUUCUGAAGUUUCAUGGACCCAGGAAAAAGUUCUAUUCAGAACUGCGAGACUAGUUUUAUUACCAGUAAUACGAAAGUUCCUGAGGUUAGCCCGGAAAAGGAAAAAAAGAUUAAAAUACCAGCGAAGAGGCUUCGUGAGAUAGUUUCUCCAAAUCAGGGAGAUAAUUUGGCUUUGCUGAAAGAGCAGUCGUCCUGUGUUCCUCCAGCGUUGUCUGCAAAUAAACGUCUUCCUUUUAGAACGGGAACUAGCUUGAAUGGAACGUUACGUGGUUCAUCAGACUUAGCUUCUACUAGAAAUUAUCACCAGCCUCCAUUAAAAAAUUCCCCUGUGUCAGAAAGUGGUUUUUCUAAAGAUGUUGCAGUACAAGGAUUGCCUUUGGGUGAAACAGAAGAGAACAGCAGACAAAAAGCAAAUGAUAUCUUUAUUUCCCAGUACAACACGGGACAGAAAGAUGCUCUAAGAGCAGUUUUAAAACAAAAAGCUCAAAGCAUGCCUAUUUUUAAGGAAGUAAAGGUACAGCUUUUAGAGGAUGCAGGCACAGAAAAGGACGCUGUUGCUCAGGAGACUAGAACUUCACCCAGUUGCAUCGAUUCAGCUACAACUGUGGCUGCAGCAACUGCUGCCGCAAUUGCAACAGCAGCUCCUCUGAUAAAGGUACAGAGUGAUUUGGAAGCAAAGGUCAAUUCUGUUACAGAAUUACUGAAUAAGUUACAGGAGACUGAUAAGCAGUUACAACGUGUCACAGAGCAGCAAGCAAACAUUCAGGACAAACAUGAGAAGCGACACUGUCAUGAUCAUGAGAAGCAAAUGAAUGUGUUUAUGGAGCAGCACAUUAGGCAUCUUGAAAAACUACAGCAACAACAAAUAGAUAUUCAGACUCAUUUCAUUAGUGCUGCACUCAAGACUAGCAGUUUGCCGCCUGUCACUGUGCCUCCUCCUAGAGCAGUGGAAAACUCUUCUGUAAAACCAGACUAUUCUAAUCUUGGUGGCAGUGAUUUAUCUUCACACAACACACUUGGCUCCAGACAAGUACUUUCAAGAGAGGUUGAAGAUACAGGUUUUGAUAAGCAGAAAUCUCCUUUGGAGACACCAGCACCUCGCAGGUUUGCUCCUAUACCUGUUUCAAAGGAUGAUAAAAUACCAAAGAAGGAAAAUCCUGUGGAAGAAAAAGAAAAUAUGGAAAUAUCAGGUCAUACAGGAACCAUAAGACUAUUGGAACAAAUUUUGAAUAAUCAAGAUUCUUUGACAAGAAUAAGUGAAUCUUCAGACAAAACCUCACUAAGUAGGUCAAAAAUAAGUUGGAAUCCUGAGAGGAGAGACAGAUUUCCUUCAUAUGAGGAACUAGGAACAGCUAAAGUGACUGGGCAAAAGUCUGAUAACAUUCUUCAUAAUUGUGGCCAAAAAAGGAAAGAAACAAACAGCAUACCCCAGCCAACAGAAUCGCUGAUUAUGUCAAGGCUUGUUGAUCUUCCACAGAAUGCCACUAAGCUUCAAACAACCAGUACAAGAUCCAUACUGAAAGAAGCUGAGAAGAUUUUGAGAGGAGUACAAAACAAUAAAAAACUACUUGAAGAAAACCUGGAAGCUAUUGUUCGUGCAAAGGAUGGAACUGCUAUGUAUUCGUUUAUCAAUGCUCUGUCUAGUGACCGAGAGAUGUCAGAGAAGAUUCGAAUCAAAAAGACAGUGGAUGAAUGGAUUAAAACUAUUUCUGCAGAAAUUCAGGAUGAACUGACGAAAAAAGAUAAUGAACAAAAGAGAUUUGAUCAGAAGAAUCAAAGGACCAAGAAAGCUCCUAAUAUGAUUAAAGAUUUUAAAACCAAUAAACAAGACAAAAUAGUAAAUAAUUAUGUGAUUCCAAGAAAACAUUGUCAAAAACAAAAAGAGGAGCAUUUUAAAAAUCCACCUGUGAGGACCAUGCCUGCCUCAAGCUUACAGAAAGAAAGAAAAGAAGGUUUUUUGAAAGCAACCACAGUGAUGGAAGAUGAAGAUCAUAUGUUACACAUUUACGGGAAACCAGUUUAUCAGGGCCAUCGCAGCACUCUUAAAAAAGGACCGUAUCUCAGAUUCAAUUCUCCAUCUCCUAAGUCCAAAGCACAGAGACCAAAAGUAAUAGAACGGGUUCAAGGCACUAAAGUAAAGUCAAUUAGAACACAAACUGACUUUUAUGCAACAAAACCCAAGAAGAUAGAUUCUAAACUGCAACAUUCCGUUGCUACGCUGCCUCCUGGUGAUCAGCAGUACUUGUUCAGCCCAAGCAGAGAAAUGCCUACUCUUUCAGGUACACUGGAAGGCCAUCUAAUUCCUAUGGCAAUUCUUUUAGGCCAAACCCAAAGUAAUAGUGAUUCCAUGCCACCUGCUGGAGUAAUUGUAAAUAAGCCACACCCUAUAACAGUGACUACCUCUAUUCCUCCGUCAUCUCAAAGAACAGGAACUGGAGUAAAGAAACCUAACAUAGCAGUUGUAGAAAUGAAGUCGGAAAAAAAGGAUCCUCCUCAGCUUACUGUACAGGUGUUACCCAGUGUGGAUAUUGACAGCAUUUCAGAGGGAAGCGAGGUCACCAGUCCAUUUCCGCCCAGGCCCAGACAAGCAUCUACGCCUCCACUGAACACCUGGAUACAGACUCCAGAAUUUACAAAGAUAGAUGAAGAAGAGGUGAAGUUUCCAGGAACUAACUUUGAUGAAGUACUUGAUGUUGUACAGGAAGAGGAACAAUGUGAUGAAAUUCCAGAAUACUCUGAACCAGUCCUGGAGUUUAAUAGAAAUGUUCAAGUUGCUCCUACAAAAUAUACUGGUCCUCCAUUUCCGCCAGUUGCUUCUACUUUUCAGCCCACUGCUGAUAUUCUGGAUAAAGUAAUUCAGAGAAAAGAAACAUUGGAAAAUAGUUUAAUUCAGUGGGUAGAACAAGAAAUAAUGUCAAGAAUUAUCUCUGGGCUCUUUCCAAUCCAGCAACAAGCCAUAGCUAAUAUCAGUGUUGCAGCCAGUGAGGCAAGUGAACCAUUGACUUCUGACAUUGUGGAGGGAACGAGCGGCGGCGUCCUCCAGCUUUUCGUUGAUGCCGGGGUUCCUGUGAACUCAGACAUGAUCGGCCACUUUGUGAACGAAGCCCUUGCUGAGAUUGUUGCCGUCAUGCUAGGCAACAGAGAAGCAAAGAGGCAAGAUCCGGUUGCUGCAGGCAUUUCUGGGGAUGCUUCAACACAUAGAACAUGCCUGCCGGCAAGAGUGUGUACCCCAGUGGCUACCCCGAAGCCAACUCCUCCUCACUCACCUCCACCUCCUAAGGAGCAAGUGUUGGUGAAAACUCCGGAUUCUUCUCCCUGUGAUUCAGAUCAUGAUGUAGCUUUUCCUGUGAAGGAAAUAUUUGCUGGAAAAGGAAAUGACAUGUCUGCUGUCACACUUGUUAACACUCCUACAGUGACCCCUGCUGCUACCCCACCUUCUUCAGCUGCUCUUACCCCAGCUUUGUCAGAGGUUUCCAUUGAUAAACUGAAGAUAUCAAGCCCAGAGCUUCCCAAGCCAUGGGGUGAUGGAGACCUGCCAAUGGAAGAAGAGAAUCCUAACUCUCUUCAAGAAGAACUUCACCCGAGAGCUAUUGUAAUGUCUGUGGCCAAAGAUGAGGAACCUGAGAGUAUGGAUUUCCCUGCUUACCCUGCUCCUCCGAAGCCACUUCCCUUGAUGCCGCUCCCUGCUGGCACCGAGGCCCCCGGCCCUGUGCAAAUGCCAAGUUCUGAUUCCUCAACCACAGAGAGCACCUUGAGCAUUACCAUCACCGACACUGACAGACCCAUCUCUGCGGGAGAGGUUUUAUUGGACCACAGUCAAAAAGUGGCUCCCAACAUGUUAGGAGAUGGAGGACUGCACCUGACAAACCUGAGUGACAGUUUGUCCAGCACGCUGCACGAUGCCCAUGAUAUGGAAGAUGAUCCGCCCAGUGAAGGACAAGUGAUUAGAAUGCCGCAUAAGACAUUCCGUGGAGAUGCAGCUCUCUCUCUUGCUAAAGAAAACCAGGAACCAUUAGUUUCAUGGCAAGGUGUCAAUCGUUUAGAGGACUUGGAAGGCAGUUUGGGUGAAGGACAAAGGCCCAGGCUGACAGCAGCAGCAGCAGCAGAGAACUUAACGGGACAUCCUGUCUACAAGCAACAGCUUGUCGCUAAAGCUGAGUCUUUGGAUCAGAAAUGUGCUCUUAAGCCUUUAUCUCAGCAGUCCGACACAGUUACAGGUGACGUUUAUGAAGAUUCAUGUGCUAGUCAUGGUCCAAUGAGUUUGAAAGAACUGGAGUUGCAGCCAGAUUCGCAUCUUGCUCUUCCCACAACACAUCUGACAUCACAAGAAAAUGAUGUUAAAUUAUCAGUAGCAGAAGAAGAUUUUUCUCAGUACCAACAAAAGCAAGACCAAGAUGUUACUCAAGUUCAACACAGGCCAGCACAGGCUCAUAUAAUACAUGUCAGAAGUAAACCCGAUACUUCACUUUCAGAGCAACAAGGUGAUAUGGAUCGGACACAAAUUGAGCCCAAUCUGUACCUUGCAUCUGUAUUUACAGGUGGUAAAGCAGUACCAUUCUUCACUUCUGAGACGUCACCUGCCAGGAUGUCCGUGCGGCUGCCCUCCGUGCACCCAGAGGACUGCCCACCGUCCCUGAGCCUCAGCGCCGUCCAGGGGGACACGGAGUCCUCAGGAGCAGAUACCUUCUGAACGAGAUGUGAGGGCCAGUGCAAGUUUUGUGCCACUGGUUUUAAGGUCAUUUUUCUCUGGCAUAAAACCAUCUCUCAGACUGUUUUGGUCUUUGAGCAUAUUCUGAAAAAUUAUUUCUAAAUUUUUAUUCAAAUGAAAAGCAUAAUUUGGCUAGUUAGGUGACAUUUUUAAUAAAAUAAUUGAAAUGUAAAUCAUCAUGAGUCUGGCUGUGAGUUAUUUCUUAGAAUCCUGAGGCACCGUGGAACUGUGGACAGGGCAUGCAUGACAUUCGUCAUCUGAGCAUUUACUCUACAGGUGUAGUUACUUGUACAUAGUUAUGAAAUUAGGUUGGUCAAGGUCUUUCAUUCCGGAGUUUUUAUAACAGUGAAUGAUUGUAAGCAGUCUAAUGCUUAUCAGCAAGGGACUGACUUUAAAAAGUGAUAAUAUAUUUGUACAGUGGAGUACUGUGUGGUACAAAAAAAGAAUCUGGAAGUGCUUAUGGGUUAUAAGGAAUU